Messenger RNA from Aureobasidium vineae, 1722 nucleotides. The record is from the annotation of a GenBank genome assembly. Lineage: Eukaryota; Fungi; Ascomycota; Dothideomycetes; Dothideales; Saccotheciaceae.
AUGCCUUUCCGACCCCAACAUUCGUUAGUCAUGAUUGACGUCGACAAGAUGCAUACUAUCGACACUCGUUCCGUUGAGGACCUCUUUGGAAUGUGGUCAGACGCAAUGGAGGAUGGCAAGCGAUUAGAAAAUCUCAGCUGGCGUCUAUGGAACCGCGAGACGUUUGUGUGUUCCCGCAUGCCGCGCGCGCGGAAAAGCAUUCCUCUACCCGCCCUUUCGAGCAGCGUGUCGUCGUCGGACGAGUCGGACGAAGAAGACGUGUCGUCACUGCUGCCUUCUCCCGUUGUUAGACCCGAGUUGAGAAGGAGCGAGUCCUCGGAGCACCGCAGCCGAGGCCGCCAGCAAAACCACAUUACGCCCAUCGACCUCGAGAAGAUGGUCAUCUCCAUCAAGGAAAAGAAGAGCCUCGAACCGCUAUCCGCAUUAUCUAUGCCUUCGCCUGCCAUGCCGAGCCCGCCGCCUUCCGACGACCGCCAAAGUCAAACUUCUACCGCCACGAAACACACCACAUCUGUAUCGGCACUUGCACCUGCGCCCACACCUGCACCUGCACCUGCAUUAGUCUCCGAAAAACCUGUCGCCACUCCUAUCCCUACUAUCGCCGCGCCUACCCAUCUGGAAUCGUCUACCUCUACCGUCAGCAGCAACGACUCCCAGGCUAUCGCAUCGUCCUCCGAAAGUUCGUCCACCGAGAUGAGCACCCACAACAUUGUACGAGGCUUCAGACCCGAGGUACCUUCGUCCUACCGCUCGCAAACAAACCUCGCCGCAACCCAACCGACGCCUAUUCUCAAGACCUCGCCUCAAUAUCGCCCCGAUCGCCUCAAUCGCCCCAAGAAGGGCGCGACCUUCACCCUCGGCGCCUCUUCCGGUGAAGAAGAGAGCUCACUCGACAGCCACAUGGGACGCAACAGUGUCGGCUCCUUGUCGACUGGUAUGCCACAACCGCCAAAGAAGCACGCAUCCUUUAGAGAUAUUAUCCAAGACAGAGCCAUCACCGACAGCCCUGUGUUCGAGGAGUCUGACGAUGAGGAUGACGACGAUGCUUUCGAGAGUGUCAUUGAGGAGGACGAAGACUCGUCUGAUUGGGAGGACGAUGAUGUCGGCGAGAGCGGUAACUCUUCAGCCGAUGAAAACAAGAGCAUGUUCCGUCGGGUGGACUCGCAGCCCAACCUCACCUCACGUCGCUCUAUGCUAACCACUAUGAUGCACGAACCGGAUCGCGCUCGCGCCAUGGCAAGCGCUGCGUCGCGUUCUACCCCUGCUCUCCGCCGUUCGCGUGGUGCUUCGCCUAACGGACCCUCAGCGACUCCAUCACCACAUCGUCGCGAGGUCGAGCGUGCUGGUCCGGAUUACACCACGCACCCUUCGCAACUCUCCCAACAAGCCUCAGAGGCCUCAGAGUCUUCGCAACCACGGCCUAUAAUUAUGACCACCUCAAACACCCAUCAACCUGCUCUUUCACCACGAACCACCAGACGAAACAUGCUCUCCACCGAAUUGACGGAGUCGCUGCGCAAGAACCUCCUCUGGGAACGCCAACACAAGAGCUCCAACAACCUAGCCGCCAUGAAGCGCAGACACACCUCUCACGACAUUAAGAAUCUCAAACAGCACCCAGAGCCACAAAUGGUCAUGUCGGUCAAGGAGAACGAUAAGAAGAAGUUCUCAAACGAAUACUUCAACCAGGGACUCCAGGAGUACCAUGCCAAAGGCUGGUGA